This is a messenger RNA of Salvelinus sp. IW2-2015, 1258 nucleotides long. RefSeq lists its product as uncharacterized. Gene Ontology annotation, biological process: B cell differentiation; B cell receptor signaling pathway. Gene Ontology annotation, cellular component: external side of plasma membrane; B cell receptor complex. The record is from RefSeq and is a predicted model, not a curated record. Lineage: Eukaryota; Metazoa; Chordata; Actinopteri; Salmoniformes; Salmonidae.
UACUGUAGCUAUGACAUGUGGGGACACACUAAGAAGCCCACCAUUCAGCCAUAAAAUGGGCAUCUGGAGAAAAGUGACCCUCUUGCUGUUUCUUAUAGGAACGUUGGUGAAGCCUGGUCUGAGCACUGUGAUCCUGGAUCAGCCACCAAGGACAGUGGAAGUUCAUCUUGGUUCCUCUCUUACCCUGAACUGCAGUUUUAUGCCCCAAACUCGUGUCACGGUGAACUGGUAUUUCAGCCCAACUGGCCUCUCAAGCUGCAGCUCCAAUACACUGCUGAACAGCAGUACCCAUUCGGCUGACAAAACUGUGAAGCUGGAUGCUGGGGGUCAUGUAUCUAAAGAAUCUAGAAAGAGUUGGUCCAGAUUCAUUCUUAAAGAUGUCACAUACAAUAACAGUGGAUGGUACUUUUGCCAAGUCUCAGUAGAGAUUCCCGUCCUUCAACAAGCAUGUAGCAAGGGAACUCAAGUUAAUAUAUCGGACAACCAGAUGAAAAGUACCACUUAUACUCCAUUGAUGACAGUAACUUUGUCUCGCCCUUCCAAUCGGGGUCUGCUUGUAGACUGGAGGCUGUGGGUAGCAGUGGGAGCAGUGAGUGCCAUACUUGUCACACUGCUAGUGGUCAUCUGGAUCUUACUACAACGAAGGGAAUGCAAGAGCAGAGAAAAUCCUAUCUAUUCGAAUAUGCCUCCACCAAGAUCUGCAAUAAAACAGCCCUCUCUGCAUCCAGGAAUACAGAUYGACAACCAGAAGAUUCCUUCUCCUUUAAAACACACCAGGACCCCAGCCACAGCCCAUUACAGCGAACAUGUCAGGACCCCAACUCCAGCCAGGGCCCAUGACAGCAAAUACAGCCUAAAAUUCUAAGACUUUUUAUGYUUCCAAUUAAUCAUAUUUCCUCUACUGAAACUAUGUCAGCAAAUAAUUUGUUAUCUCGUGUUUUGUGAGUGUAGUCUGACUUGGUCCUAUCCUGUUCUAUUACAUGAGCUAUCACUUUAGUAUGUUUUCUUUCGGGGACUGCUGUUGAUUAAUUCUCCAGCAAUUGGCAUGCCAUGGUAGCCUACUAAAUUCGGAGAAAUUAUUGUUGUGUAAAUAUUAUGCUCAGGGUCAUUUAAAGUUCUUCAAGUUCUAUAAAGCGUAAUUUAGCAAUAAGGAAAAUAAGUGCUAUUUUCUGGAAUUUACAGUAUAUUGUAUCAGUAGCCUUUGUAAAAAGACUGGACAACACACUGUGGGCUUGAAGGAAAUAUCUACAGCUGUUAA